AAGUUGUGUGUGUGUGUGUGUGUGUGUGUGUGUGUGUGUGUGUGUGUGUGCGUGGGUUGAUAAAUUAGUCCACGGGCUAGGAGGUGUUUGGGGAAAAUAAGGAACCGGGGGGAUCCAUUACCGAAUAAAAAAUACACACACGCACACACAAACAACUAAAGAGAAAGAGAGGGAGAGGGUUUGGGAGGGACAGAAGACAAGAAGGAAGACAUAAAGAAGAAGAAGAAGAAGUAGAAGAAGAAGAAGAAGAAGAAGACGCGAGACGAGACGAGUCGUGAUUUCCAUCUUUAAUACUCACCGGUACGCUCGCAGGAGGCGCGUCGCCGCCCGGCGUGUGUGCGCGCGCGCGUUUGCUGGCGUGUGCACGCGUGUGUGUUUUAUUUAUUUUUUCUUUCUUUUGAAAACCGGAAGUCGUCUAUCGACGUUUCCACGCGCAGUGUUGCGGGAGAGCGCGCGGUUCGGUAGCGCGCGGCGCGGCGCGGUCCCACGGCUGUCCCCUCUGUCCCCUCUGUCCCGGAGCCGCUGAUGAUCCCGGGAUGACGAAGACUGACAGUGAACCGGACCCGAGGUCGCAGAUUAAUCCGCCUGUUGUUCAUUUUUCCGCCUGAGAGAGACAGAGAAAGAAAGAGAGAGCGAGAGACAGAACUUUAGAUACAAAAAAAAGAAGAAGAGACAGAGGGAGAGAGAGAAAAAAAGACGGCACGAGGACACGGAAAGACUCUGGGCUUGGGGACGACUUGUUGAGUUCUUUCCCGUCGCUUCCGGUAUCACCGAAGAAAACCGGGAUCGGUGCACCCGUUCACCCUGCACCUUCCUCUCCACUGGGCACUCUUUCUUUCUUUUUUUCUUUCCUUUCUUUCUUUCCUUUUUGAAAAAAGUCGACCCUUUUGUUUUGAUUUGUUUUUUUAGGGUGAAAUGGGUGUUUGAGACUGUUCCCCUUCACAACAAUGGCCACGGAGUCGUAUCUGGUGCAUGAAGAGGCGAGCCGAGGAGCCGUGCUGCCCGAGUGCUUCCUGGUCCCAGAUACAUACAGGGAUGAGUUCCACCCGUUCAUCGAGGCGCUCCUGCCGCACGUGCGCGCCUUCUCGUACACCUGGUUCAACCUGCAGGCACGCAAGCGCAAGUACUUCAAGAAGCACGAGAAGCGCAUGUCCAAGGACGAGGAGCGCGCGGUGAAGGACGAGCUGCUGGGCGAGAAGCCCGAGAUCAAGCAGAAGUGGGCGUCCCGCCUCCUCGCCAAACUGCGCAAGGACAUCCGGCCCGAGUUCCGCGAAGACUUCGUGCUCAGCGUGACGGGCAAGAAGCAGCCCUGCUGCGUGCUCUCCAACCCGGACCAGAAAGGCAAGAUGAGGCGCAUCGAUUGUCUGAGGCAGGCCGACAAGGUGUGGAGGCUCGACCUGGUCAUGGUGAUCCUGUUCAAAGGCAGCCCGCUGGAGAGCACGGACGGAGAGCGGCUCGUCAAAUCACCGCAGUGCUCCAACCACAGCCUGUGCGUCCAACCGCACCACAUCGGCGUCUCGGUCAAAGAGCUCGACCUCUACCUGGCCUACUUCGUCCACUCGCCAGAAUCAGGACAAUCAGACAGUUCGAGCCAACAGGCAGACUCAGACAUCAAACCCCCACCAAACGGGCAUUUGAACUUCCAGGACUGCUUCGUCACAUCGGGGGUUUGGAAUGCAGCCGAGCUCGUACGAGUUUCACAGACUCCUGUUGCCUCGGCCUCAGGUCCAAACUUUUCACUGGCUGACCUGGAAAACCCCGGCUACUACAACAUUAACCAAGUAGCACUGGGCCGGCGCUCACUGACAUCGCCGCCAUCUACUAGGGCUGAGGUGGAGCUGUACGCGAGUCUUCCUCGGAGCUCCACUAAACGUAAAUCUAUAGAUGACAGUGAGAUGGACAGUCCAGUGGACGAUGUGUUCUACCCCACACGCUCGCCUGCUGGAACCAGCUCACAGUCCAGUGGCUGGCCCAAUGAUGUGGAUUCAGUGCAGCACCACUUGGCCAGCGUUCAGGAGAGGAAGAUAAAACAUGAAAAUGAUGGCGUGCAGUUCCCAUAUCAUGGGCUGUCCUCUCCCGGGUCUCUAAAGAAGCCGUCGGGGAAAUUCGAUUUCGGCGCUCUGUCGGCCCAGACGAGGUCCCCCCGCAUGGCCUUCACACACCAUCCACUGCCCAUGCUGGCGGGAGUGAGACCAGGAAGUCCUCGUGCCUCAGCCUCGGCUCUCCAUUUCCCAUCUCCCUCCAUCAUCCAGCAGUCCAGCCCGUACUUCACCCAUCCCACCAUCCGCUACCACCAUCACCAGGAUCCGCUCAAGGAGUUCGUCCAGUUCGUCUGCUCGGACGGCACGGCCCAGCCUGGUGCUCAGCCUAACAGGAGCGGUCAGAGCAAAAUGGCCGGCUCUUUCCUGUUUCCUCCGCCUCCUCCGGUGGCGCGGCCGGUGCCGUUCCCCAUGCCCGACCCCAAACCCAGCCACACACACCCCGACGGGGGACUCGGCUCACCCGCAUCGCCCUCAUACUCCUCGCCAAGCUCCACAGCUCCCAACAGGUUUGUCGGCAUCGGAGCACGGGACAACUUUCUAAACGUCCCACAGCAGACACAGUCUUGGUUUCUUUGACAAGAUCCAUCAGAAACACACAGAUACAACCAACGUCUGUAGCUGAAACGUGAAACACAAAGCUAGGUAUGGACUGCUAUUAGCUAAUCACUCGAAACCCCAAAUGGCCGCCACCCCACACCAACGCCGUGCCUGAUGAACUCAGACCAGCGAGCAACCUGAAACCCUUCACUAUGAGCCCUCGGACCUGGAAUCUGGAAAACUUCCAUAUGAGUCUUCAAAAACUACACGAUGAAAAGAACGAAAAGAGGAAAGCAGCAACACGGAAAGCAGGAAUGGAAAUCAGAUUUGAUUAGAACAGCUUUCAUUAGAAGAAGACUUUGUUUUGGUAUCAAGGUGACCAGUGUGUUAACCAAUUCUUUUAUCCUUCCUUUAAUUCAAUCAUUCAUCAUCCGUCCAUCAUACAGCGGGGACAGACUGCUCUGAUUCACUCCAUCACAGGUUGUCGAAAUGACACACUUUUUAAAUUUUUACAUCCAAUGAAGCAAAGUGUGAAACCAGGAUCUCUAUGGUCCACAUCAAGCUUGUUUCAUGCAUCUGAUUGGACAAAAGCUAUAGGAAACACUUUGGAUUGGUCCAUCAUGAUAAAUUAGAAUCAUGGGUGUGUCCCAAAUGCUGGGCUGUUAACAGCCAAUUUAAAAUGUGAUACUACAACAGAGCUGAAAAAAAGAAGAGAAAUACAGUUCAUUUGUGUUCAUGAACAGGAAAUGGUAACUAUACAUACACUAUAUGGACAAACAGUUGUGGACACCUGACAUUAAGAUUAAUAUGUGCUUUUAGUCCCCAUUUCUUGUUAUAACAACCACUGUUAUAACAACCUUAACUCCACUGGGAAGUUGUUCCACUAGAUUUGAGAGAUUUGUGAAGAUUAAUUCAGCUACAAGUCAGGUACUGAUGUAGGUGAGGUGAAAAGCAGUCAGCAUUCACAUUUAUCCCAAAAGUGGACCUUUUUAAAACCAGUUUUAAUACCCAAAUUCCACCCAACAAGUCUACUUAUGCAAACCUUGAUUAUAUUCUGAGUUAGAAAAAAUAUGUAAUGCUGCCAAGGACAAAUUUUGACAACUUAACAGGGGUCCCUGAGUCAUUCGUUCUUACGUUCUGUACAGGAAAUGAUUAGUUGACCUCCUGAGCUCAUUCUCUGGUAUGUGGUCUUUUGUUCAAACAAGUAUCUUGCUUCACGUGUGUGAUUUUCCCUUCGUACAGAUAAAGUUACAACUCUAAACUCUUUAUUACCAGAUUCGACAUUAUGGAGAAGAACCAUUUCAUGUUGCCAGAAAUUCACAUUUUUGAAAAUUAUAACUAAAUCCACUUGCUUGUUUGUAAUUGUAAUUGGCAUUAUGAACUAUUUUCUUAAUGUGAACGAAGACUUGAUCCGGAGAACAAAUCAUUUCCGAUUCCUGUACAGAGUCGUUUUUAUAAUAGAAACAAACACAAGGCACAAAAUGAACCAAUCAGAAACAAAUCAUUACUGCAGAGUCAUGUAAACACUUUGUUCAAAAUGAAUUCUUAGAGUCGCCCCAACGCUAUCAGAGAUAUCUCAAACCAGACAUCUCAUCUUUUCUGCAUCUGCCCUCUUGAUGGGGAAAGUGGUAGCUCAGUGGUUAAGAUAUUGGAAUUCCUAAUAAGAAGGUCAUGAGUUCAAUUCCCAGCACCACCAAUCUGCCACUGCUGGGCCCUCAAGCAAGGCCCUUAAAUCUACUGUUGUGUUUCUGUCACGAUCUCGGCCUUUAGGUAGACGCACAUUUCCUGCGCAUGAACACAACGAACAGAAAAAGUAGACCGGUUCCGUGUUGCGUCCAUUUUGCCAUUCGAGAAAAAAAGACCACUAAUUAACAUUGUGAGUAAAUGGGAUACACCAGCACAAAAAAUGAUCAUUUUCUCUUUCUUUUCCAACACUUCGAUUUCUACUCUACCACAAAGCCUUCAGACAGCGUGACACAACAGCUCUUCUCUCAGCUAGGGUUUGGGACACACCCUACACAUAACUACAUAAAAAUGGGAUACGGGAUGAUGGGGAAGGUUGUAACCCUCAACAUACCAUGACAUUAUCAGCUGAUUACACUAAUAAACACGUUUUUUGUUAGCAAUAAACCGAAGACAGUGACGCAUUAGCGGAAAAACACAUCGUAGUAAAUGCACAAAUUCAGCUUUUAUGACCAACCAUCAUGUGCAAAAAGACAUUUGCACCACUUCCAGCUUCCUCUCUCUCUACAGCCAGUAGAAAUCGUGUUCUCCCCCCCCCUCUCUCUUUCUCACUCUCUCUCUCUCGCUCUGUCGCUCACUCCUUCAGCUGAAAGUGGGUUUGUUUGUUUUGGUUUGCAGUAGUUUGUUUGAACCGGUUUUUCAUUUUGUGCCGUCUGGGAUUUUGUUGUUUUGGGUUUUUUUUCUCUUUCUAUUCACACAAUUAACCGCAUGAGAGUUUCGCUCCUUUCACGUUUCGCUUUUCACGACGUAGUGACGUAUGCGAUUUCUACAGUGACACUUCUUUUUACCGGCUUCAUCAACACUUUUCCCUAAUGCACAUCCGGUCCCUUUUAUCCUUUAAUCCUCAGCACUUAGUUUUAGUGACAUCAUGAUGAUGACAUCACUUUCUUUCCCUCUGUUUGAUAGACAUCGUUACUCCAGAUCACAAAAGUUGCACUAUGAUUAUACAGAUUCCCCCCCGAAUCCUUCGCCCCCCCGCUUAAAGAUCGACAUUCCUUCUCUUCCUGAAUGUGAAAAAAACCACACUGUGUAGAUCCGCAUCUCAUAAACAUCACAAAAUAACUGGACUGCCCCGCUGUCAGUCACACAUCAGAGAUUGUCUUUCUCCUUAAGCCCCGCCCUCUUUCUUUCCAGACGAUCCAGAUUCGCCCAGCAAAGUGCCUCCCCCUUUUUUUUAUGUAACCUGCCAUGAAUUCAGGGGUCUGUAUUUCAUGUAUACGCUACAGAAUUCAUGUACAAAUACGUAUCAUGUCUUCGCAAGAACCAGAAGACUGGAAACUUCGCCUUUAUAAACAUCUAUUAUCCAGACAUUAAUACUCAUACGUGCUGUGUAUAUAUAUAUGGAAAUAUGUAUAGUAGCUCUUUUUUUGGAAUACGGCAGUCUAGUUAUUUUUUGACAUUUUUUGUCAUUUCACCCCCUUUUUCACAUCACUUGUCUUCCAAAAAAAAAAAUCAACAGAUCAACACGUAAUCGUUCAUACGAUUAAACAAGAUGGUACGAAAAAUCAGUAUUAAUAUAUAAACCAGGGAGAACCAGGGUUUGUGGGUCAGAAGUACAAACCUGUGAGUUUGUACUAGAAUUGUCCUUUUUAUUUUUUUUAAGUCGUCCUGGACUUUAAACUUGUCCUGAAAUCUAAGCUCGUCCUGGACUUUAAACUCGUCCUGAAAUCUAAACUCGUCCUGAACUCUAAAAUCGUCCUGGGCUCUAAACUCGUCCUGGGAUCUAAACUCAUCCUGAAAUUUAAACUCGUCCUGGGCUCUAAACUCGUCCUGGGAUCUAAACUUAUCCUGAAAUCUAAAUUCGUCCUGAACUCUAAACUCGUCCUGGGCUCUAAACUUGUCCUGAAAUCUAAGCUCGUCCUGGACUCUAAACUCGUCCUGGGACCUAAACUUGUCCUGGACUCUAAGCUCGUCCUGGACUCUAAAUUCCUCCUUGGACCUAAACUCGUCCUGGACUCUAAACUCGUCCUGGGCUCUAAACUUGUCCUGAAAUCUAAGCUCGUUCUGGACUCUAAACUCGUCCUGGACUCUAAAUUCGUCCUGGGCUCUAAACUCGUCCUGAAAUCUAAACUCGACCCGGACUCUAAACUCAUCCUGGGCUCUAAACUCGUCCCCGUCUCUAAACUCGUCCUGAAAUCUAAACUCGUCCUGGGCUCUAAACUCGUCCUGGGCUCUAAACUCAUCCUGAAAUCGAAACUCGUCCUGGGCUCUAAACUCGUCCUGGACUCUAAACUCGUCCUGGGUUCUAAACUCGUCCUGGACUCUAAACUUGCUCUGAACUCUAAAAUCAUCCUGGACUCAGGACUCACGGACCAUGAAUUGAGUAUCCCAAAUCUCAUUAUAUCCUUGUGUUUUCUUUUCCCUUUCAUUUAAUUUAUCUGUAUUUUAUCAUAUUUUUAAUUGUUUCAUUUAUAAUCGUAAUAAUUAGGCAGAGUUUGGGACGAACAAUCAACAAUUUUGACCAAACAGUAUAGUGUUACAGAACGAUUACAAUUCAAGCUUUUUCAUGUGGGUUCACUCUACCACGAUAAAGAAAGAUUCUUUCCCCUGAGACACAUUUAUACGUAUAUAGGACAGACCCGGGGGUGGAGUUCGCAAUGUUCCAGUUUGGGUAAUUUCUUUUAACACCGUAUUUAAUUCCAUAAAAAAAAAAAAAAAAAAAUUUUUUGAAUCAUUCAUGUAAUUGUUUUUUUUUUUUCCAAACCCCAGGAUUUUUGUAUUAAUUAAAUGUUUUUUUUUUUUUUGCAGUUCAACUCAUCUCCUGUAUAUUAUGGAAACGUGUAACUAACGCGCAAAAAGUGUUUUUGCCUUUUUCGUGAUGAUUUCGAAAAGAUGUUGUAAUGCGUAUCAGUAGAAGUUCUUGUCGUUUUUUUUUUUUUUUUUUUUUUUAAGACAAUGUGAAGACGGCUUCCUGGAGGAGAAGGAGAAGGAACGUUCCAGAGAAUCAUAGAAUCAUGUGGAAGAAUAUAACACAGGCUUCAUCCCAAAUCCCAAAUCCUACCCCAUUUCCCAAAAAAAAAACCUCCUUCCCUUCCUUUUUGGAAAUGUAAAUGCCCCCCACUCCGUUCCUAGUGAUUGUGAUUAGUGUAGUGUGGUACUAAACCAGCAUUUAAAGGUUGUUCCCUUCAAAAGUGCCUUUUGUUCACAGAGUCCAUCUGCGUAAAACAUGAUUCUUAAAAAAAAAUGAAACGUUUUCGCCCUGUCUUUCCUGGUCCACCCUUUUUUUCACUCGUUCGAAGCCGUAAAUAUAUAUAUAUAUAUAAAUAUAUAUAUAUAGUAUAUAGUAAUACAAGAAAUGGAUGUGAUUUAGUUCUUUCUAUUGUUCAAUACUGAAGAAAAAAAAUUGUAAAGGCAAAAAAAUUCUCCUUUUUCCUUCUUUCUUGCGUUACUGGAGAUGUUGUACAAGACACAAGACGUCCGUCUUACCGCCCGUCGUAAAUCUGUUCCCUCCCCUUCCCCUGAAAACGAGGCUUUUAUAUUUGAUUUUUUUUCCCUCUUGAGCAGAAAAUCCUCGUCUGUAUGCUUGUUCUUGUUACACCAUACCGAUCUCCCCUCUUCCUGUUCUGCCGCUUCUCCGUUUCUACUGCUAGUGUAAGUGAAAUGUGGCCUGUUCGGGCUCAGGGGGGUUACGUCACGGUCACGUGAGUCCCAACCAGUGGAAGAAGGGGGCCAAUAUUUUGUCACCUGGCUUCCACCAAACUGUGUGUGAAAUGGCUUGGCUGUAAACGCAGGACAUCGGGGUGGAGGGGGAAUUCAGCAGCUCGGCGUUAUUUUACGUUUUUUUUUUAUUUAUUUGUGUUAUGAAUUUAUAGUAGUAUAUCUGACUUUUUUUUUUUUGAUGAUUUUCUAUCAGGGUACGGUCCAGAAGAUUCUCUCUAAGGGAACCAUAGACCUUAAACUAAAAAAAAAACUAUAAAAAAAAAUCCUGUAAAAGCACCUUUGUUGAUUUGGAAAAGCCAGGCUACUUUAAAGGAACAUGUUGACUGAUGACUUGCUGAAAGCACCUUAUGAGGCAGAAUGCACUUAAUGUGAAAUGCACUUAAAUAGUCACACUACACAAAACUUCCAGGGUUUCCUUGUUUUUUUUGUCCACCACAUUUCGCUCUGGAGGUGAGUUCAGGAGGCGUGUUUUAAUUCAGCCGAAGUCAGUAUUAAUAUUACAGAGGAUCAGCGAUUUGCUUACAGAGUGGAAUUUUUUCCUUUUUUUUUUAGGACAUGAGAAUAAAUAUUCCCACUCUGGCAUAACAUCAGUCGAAACUAAAUCAAUUCUAACUACCUUGUUUUUUAUUCAAACUUUUUUUUUUUUUACCUUUUCGCUUCAUUGACGCUUUCGUACUUUUCCGAGCUGCACAGGGGUUUCAGUCAUAGCGCCCCCGAGUGGAUCCCUGAGUCCUGCGUUUUCAGAAAAAAAAAGCUUGUGUUUCAGUCAUUUUAGCUCCAGACCCCUCAGAGCCCGCAGGCAAAUGUGCAUGUGUUAACUACAGAUUUUUUUUCCAUUAUAAAGAAUAAAAAAAAGUUUGUAAAGAGCAA
This is a messenger RNA of Silurus meridionalis, 8852 nucleotides long. It is a transcript of the gene nfixa, whose product is annotated as nuclear factor I/Xa. Gene Ontology annotation, biological process: regulation of transcription by RNA polymerase II. Gene Ontology annotation, molecular function: RNA polymerase II cis-regulatory region sequence-specific DNA binding; DNA-binding transcription factor activity, RNA polymerase II-specific. Gene Ontology annotation, cellular component: nucleus. The record is from RefSeq and is a predicted model, not a curated record. The coding region runs from base 948 to 2618 and encodes 556 amino acids. The transcript has 14 exons. NCBI's taxonomy places the organism in Eukaryota, Metazoa, Chordata, Actinopteri, Siluriformes, Siluridae.